GCAGGUUUUAGAUAAGAGCAAAGUCGAAAGGAAUCAGGCUAGUUGUUCAAGUGAAAAAUUAAUUAGUGAGGCGGUACGGAAUUUUCAAUUUGAAAAGAACAAACCAGUUGGCAAAUAUUUGCCAUAUAAUUUUUUUAAAAUACCAUUAGUUUAGUUGAUCAAACUUAGCAAUGUCAUAUACUAAGGAACAGGAAACCAUAGUGUUGAAGGUUUUAUCUUAUAAACCCCACCAAUUCUAUGAGAUAUUAUCUGUUAGUAAGACAUCUAAUGAUAAUGAGAUUAAGAAGUCAUAUCGAAAAUUGGCAGUUAAGUUACAUCCAGAUAAGAAUCCCCAUCCAAGAGCCAGUGAAGCAUUUAAGUAUUUGAAUAAGGCAUGGAGUGUAUUGGGGGAUGAAAGUAAGAAGAGAAUAUAUGAUCAGACGGGAUCGGAUCCUGAUUCAAGAGGAGGAUUUGGAGGAGGAGCAACAUCAGCAUCAACGUCAGGAUUUUCAAGAGGAGGAGGAUUUGGCGGAGGACCCACCAAUUUAGAUGAGGAUAUAUUUAAUAUGUUUUUCGGAGGAGGACCCGGAAGAGGAGCAUCGGGACCAGGGUUUGCAUUUGGUAAUAAUGGAUUUACAUUUCAAACAUUUGGAGGAGGUGACCAUCCAUUUUUCAGUUCUAGACAAUUUCCUCGAGGUAAUAAUGCAAGAAGACAACAACAACAACAACAACAAAGGGCCCAGGAACCAUCGAUAUAUGACACAUUAAAACAAUUAUUACCAUUAUUAUUAUUUUUAAUUGUUCCAAUUUUAUCAGCAUUAUUUUCUGAUAGUAAUUCAACCCCCGAUUAUUCAUUUAGUCCAAAUAGACAUUAUAAUACUGAACGUUAUACCCCCAAGCACAAGAUACCAUUUUAUAUUAACCAACAAUCAUUUAAUAAGAAGGAUUUGAGUGCACAACAAGUGAGAAAUUUCGAAUCAAAAGUUGAAAAUUUAUACGUGCAAGAUAAACGAUCCAAGUGUUCUAAAGAACAAAUCAUAAAGAAUGAACUAAUGGAGGAAGCACAAGGAUGGUUUACGGUUAAUACCCGGAAAUUGGCAGAAGCCGAAAGGAUGCCAAUGCCAAAUUGUCAAAAAUUAAGAGAUUUAAAUUUGAUUUAAUAUUAAUGUAUGUAAGAAUAAAAACAAUACCUAA
Molecule: messenger RNA, 1173 nt
Organism: Hyphopichia burtonii NRRL Y-1933
Lineage: Eukaryota; Fungi; Ascomycota; Pichiomycetes; Serinales; Debaryomycetaceae
Gene: HLJ1
Product: type I HSP40 co-chaperone
Exons: 1
Biological process (GO): cellular response to misfolded protein
Cellular component (GO): endoplasmic reticulum membrane
Molecular function (GO): Hsp70 protein binding
Source: RefSeq, a predicted model, not a curated record